AUGGAUCGCAAAGAUUGCUGUUGGAUCGACCUAGAACGAUCCACGCUCCACGCAUCACGAUCUUGGAUCACGGAUCGCAGGAUCGCCGAUGUGGAUCCGGCUAUUGGGAUAAAUAUUAAAGUAAACGUGGGCCCCGGCCCUUCACUGGGGUCGGGGUUGGCGAUAAACCAAACGCGGGGUGGUCGAUCGGGCGGAGCCGCUUCCGAGCUGGAGGCGCCCGGUUGUGUCUGCCCUGUUUGUGGGAGUGUGAGGGGAUUACGUGUGCAGAAGCGUGCCGCGCAUCCCCUGGAAGCGAAUGUGGAGGCCGCUCCCAAUGCGGUGAAGCGUAGGUGGCAUGAGGAGGAGGUUGCACUCAUGGCAAGGACCGAGGCAAAACUAACCAGAGAGAUGGGUCGGUGUGGGAACGUAGAACUGUUUAAUGCUCUACCAGAGUUCGGUAGAACUUUUGAAGCCAUCAAAGGGCAAAGACGGAAACAAGAAUACCGAGAUUUAGUUAAAACAUAUCUAGAGAAUGUGGAGUCUCAGAACGAAUCUACGUCCCCACCACCAGAAACAGACCAUACUAUCAUAGAUAAUGAGAAUUUACAGCAACACCUGGUCGAGCCGAGGGCCUCAAGUGAGACGCGGCCGAAUCCGGUGUCGCCCAACGCAGAUGAUCCGCUUAGAGUAACGGAAAGCUCAGACUAUGCAACGUUAGCGGCGGGUGCUCUCAAUGACUUGCUUAGAAAGUCGUCACAAAACCUCAGCAGAAUCAAGGACAAAAUUGUCUUCGAUUGCUAUUUACCAGGUGAGUAUGGUGUUAAAUUUCGUCUCUGCAGAGAAAUGUUUUUAGCUACCUUUGAUUUAAAGAAAGACACGUUACAGCUUUGGGUACGACCUAACAACGAAAUAGAUCAAAAAGAUAAAAGUCAGGAGGGUAAACCAAUCCGAAAAGUAGAUAAGAUUGCUAAAAAAACAGGCAUAAAUAAUACUCUAAAGUCUGAAUCUGUUUGCAAAUGGUUGGAGUGUGUACCAAAAGUAUUAUUGUAG
Messenger RNA from Leptosia nina, 1029 nucleotides. Lineage: Eukaryota; Metazoa; Arthropoda; Insecta; Lepidoptera; Pieridae. The record is from the annotation of a GenBank genome assembly.